GGACUUUGUUAAGUAUUAUUACUAGGUUAUUUAUGAUUACUAGUUAACUUACUUUUAGCUUUCUGGUUCAUGCUAGAUAAUCCAGUUUAUAAUUAUAAUUUAAUUGUGAAAGUAAAAAGUGAUACUGUUAUGGCUUCUUAUCAAGGAUAUAAUGAGAUUCGUCUAGAGAAGCGGGGCAAAACUUUGUUGAUAACCUUUGACGAUCCAAAGAAACGUAAUAGCCUUAACAGGAACGGGUAUAGGGAACUCGGUAGGAUGCUGCGAGAAGUAGCCAAGGACGACGACGUUACAAUUGUGGUUUUCACAGGGAAUGGCGAUUUUUUUACAGCCGGAAAUGAUUUAUCUUACUCCGCGCCUUCUUCGACCGACAUUGAAGAGUACGUCAAAGAAUCAAUUAAUAUAUUAAAAGAAAUGAUAAGUGCUUUAAUUGAUUGUCCUAAACCAACUUUGGCGCUGGUAAAUGGACCAUGUAUUGGUAUUGGAGCCACAUUAACAGCGCUAUGUGACAUAGCGUGGUGCUCAUCAACGGCAUAUUUUUUUACGCCCUUUACCAAAUUGGGUAUUGUUCCGGAAGCUUGUUCAUCUUAUUUGUUUCCAUUAAUACUCGGUCGCUCCAAAGCCAACGAAAUGUUAUUGAUGUCACAAAAAAUAACUGCUCAGGAGGCUUACCAUUAUAACUUUGUAUCUAAAGUAUACGAGCCCACUGAAUUGGAUUCUAUUAUUUGGCCAAAGAUACAGGAGUUUUCUGAGUUACCUCCGGAUUCAUUGCGAAUUUCUAAAUCACUUGUGCGAAUGCAUGAACGAGAUGCGUUAUAUCGAGCAAUGAUUGCUGAAAACGAUGAACUUUACCAACGAUUUUUCACAGAAGAGUUUGCGAAUACCUUGAUAGCUUUCGCUUCACGAAAAAACAAAUCUAAAUUGUGAUAGCAAUAAACCUAAUAAAUAUACAUAUUUACUAAAGGAAUUGUAGCCUAAAAUA
Messenger RNA from Anastrepha ludens (Mexican fruit fly), 979 nucleotides. RefSeq names its product enoyl-CoA delta isomerase 3, peroxisomal-like. The transcript has 2 exons. The coding region runs from base 70 to 924 and encodes 284 amino acids. The record is from RefSeq and is a predicted model, not a curated record. Lineage: Eukaryota; Metazoa; Arthropoda; Insecta; Diptera; Tephritidae.